GCAGCCGAGCGCGCACCCACAAAACUCCCGACCGCUCCGUCCCAGCAGGCCCACGCCCCGAUUUGGCCUCCGAUCGCCUCCGCGCGCACGGCCAUCACGCACCACUGUUCCCCCGUCCGCGGGCCGCGCCUCGCCAUCGCCGGCCGGGAGCCCUAGAUCCUCCGCCUCCCUGCUUCCGCCCGCCGCCCGCCAAUGGAGGCGAUGGAGGAGCUCUCGGAGCUCGCUGACGCGACGCUGCAGGGCGCCGCGCUGCUCGCUGACGACGACCCCGCCGCCGACCGCCCCAACCGCCGCGGCUCCUCGUUCCUCACCGUCGUCGCGAUCGGCAACGUCGGCGCGGGUAAAUCGGCGGUGCUCAACGGCUUGAUCGGCCAUCCCGUGCUCCCUACGGGGGAGAAUGGUGCAACAAGAGCCCCGAUCUGCGUGGAACUGCAGCGGGAUGCAUCGCUCAGCAGCAAGUCUAUCAUGCUGCAGAUUGACACCAAGUCACAGCAGGUUUCUGCAAGUUCCCUCAGGCACUCGUUGCAGGACAGGUUGAGUAAGGCUGGUUGUAGUUCUGGUAUGGGGCGAUCCAAUGAGAUCAAUAUGAAAUUGUGCACGAGCACAGCCCCUUCACUGAAGUUAAUUGAUUUACCUGGGAUUGAUCAACGGAGCAUGGAUGAAUCAACGAUUGGCAACUAUGCGGAGCGCAAUGAUGCAAUUUUGGUAGUUAUCAUUCCAGCUCUACAAGCACCUGAUGUGGCAUCUUCUCGAGCUCUAAGGAUUGCCAGAGAAUUGGAUUCAGAAGGUACUAGAACCAUAGGCGUCUUAAGCAAAGUUGAUCAGGCUGCUGGAGAGCAGAAAGCCCUGGGUGCUGUUCAGGCCUUGCUUGUAAACCAAGGUCCAAGAACAGCUGCAGACAUUCAGUGGGUAGCUACAAUUGGGCAUUCUAUUGCUAUUGCAUCUGCUCCGUCUGAAGUAGGUUCUGAAACCUCACCAGAAACUUCUUGGCAAGCAGAAGGUGACAACCUUAUCUCUAUACUCGGCGGAGCUCCCCAAAGUAAGCUUGGUCGAGUAGCUUUAGUUGAUUCACUUGCUAAGCAGAUAAGGACACGGAUAAAAGUUAGGCUUCCAAAUCUCCUGAAUGGUCUUCAAGGAAAGUCUCAGAUAGUUGAAGAGGAGUUAGCGAAGCUUGGAGAACAGAUGGUCCAAAGUUCUGAAGGAACCCGGGUCAUUGCUUUAGGACUUUGCCGAGAAUUUGAGGAUAAGUUUCUCCAACAUAUUGCUGGUGGUGAGGGUGCAGGUUGGAAAGUUGUUGCAAGUUUUGAGGGAAAGUUUCCAACUAGGAUCAAACAACUACCUCUGGACAAGCAUUUUGAUAUGAAAAAUGUCAAAAGGAUUGUUCUUGAGGCUGAUGGUUAUCAACCAUACUUGAUAUCACCGGAGAAAGGCUUAAGGUCUCUAAUAAAAAGGCUUCUAGAGUUAGCAAAGGAACCAUCAACACUCCUUGUGGAUGAGGUUCACCGUGUAUUGCUAGAAAUAGUGUCAGCUGCAGCAAAUGCGACUCCAGGACUUGGUAGAUAUCCUCAAUUUAAGCGUGAGGUAAUUUCCAUUGCAUCUGCUGCUUUAGAUGGCUUUAAGAAUGAGGCAAGAAAGAUGGUCAUUGCUCUAGUUGAUAUGGAGCGUGCAUUUGUGCCUCCCCAGCAUUUUAUCUGCUUAGUGCAGAGGAGAAUGGAAAGGCAACGUCACGAGGAUGAGCUGAAGAAUCGCUCUACAAGGAAGGGUCAAGAAGCCGACCAAAACAGAGAUACAAGCCCACAGAAAAGUUCACAUCAUGGCCAGACGAAACAAGUACCAAAUAUACAGGUUUUAGGGCCUGCAGGAGAAAUUACUGCCGGUUUUCUGUUUAAAAAACGUGCAAAAGCAAAUGACUGGAGCAAGCGAUGGUUUGUUCUGAACGAGAAAAGUGGAAAGCUUGGAUACACCAAGAAACAACAGGAGAGACAUUUUCGGGGCGUCAUAAAUUUGGAGGAUUGUAAUCUUGAGGAGAUUUUAGUUGAUGAAGAUCCUCCAAGAAGUUCUAAAGAUUCUAAAAAGGCAAAUGUGCCAGAUAUUGGAAAUGAUCCUAGUCUAAUGUUCAAGAUUACUCACAAGAUUGCUUAUAAAAAUGUUUUAAAAGCCCACAAUGCUGUUAUACUAAAGGCUGAAAGUAUGGCUGACAAAACUGAAUGGGUCACCAAGAUUAAGAGCAUUGUUGAAUCAAAAGGGUCUUCUGCUAAGAGACCAAAUGCUUCAGAAGGUGGUGUACCAAUGAGGCAAAGCCAUUCAGAUGGUUCUCUAGACACAAUGCUAAGAAAACCUGUGGACCCUGAAGAAGAGCUUAGAUGGAUAUCUCAAGAAGUCCGUGGAUAUGUGGAAGCUGUCCUCAGCAGUCUUGCAGCAAAUGUCCCCAAGGCUGUGGUUCUUUGCCAAGUAGAGAAAGCAAAGGAAGAUAUGCUUAAUCAGCUGUAUACUUCCAUAAGCACGGAAAGCACAGCCAAGAUUGAAGAGUUAAUCCAGGAGGACCAUAAUGUGAAGCGCAGGCGUGAAAAAUUCAAGUUGCAGUCAUCCCUUCUUUCCAAGGUUACUCGCCUGCUCAGCGUCCAUGAUAAUCGCUCAGCCAGUGCUAGUUGGUCAAAUGAUUCUGCUGUAUGAGAGAGUAUCCCGGUAGCCAGUGGGCAUUCUAGUGAUGAAUGGAAAUCUGCAUUUCAUGCUGGAUCCACCAAUUCAUCUGCGGGAGCAACCUUUGGCAACCGCUGCUUGCCGAGUCGAGGGUCGCCGCCACCGCCACCAAAUGGUUGUUGACCAGGGUACAGCUUCUGUUUAGUUUCCAAGGAGCCCGUCUCUUUGCUCCAGGUGCCCGAGCAGCUAUUUCUGUGUUUUCAGAGGAACACAGUAAUAACUGUUGAAGCUUGACUGGAUUACUGAAGCAAGGCGUCCAUAGGUUGUGAAUAACAAACCGUCGAUAAUAUAAGUAAAUGUAGAUUUCUAUUAUUUUUUCCACUCACAUUUCUGCUGUAGGAUCGAUCUAUUUACUGUAAUUUUUUGCUUUCUUUAAUAUUUUUUUUGCUUUUAUGCAAUUUUUUCUCUUUGUUUUUUCCGCUGCUGCCAUUUGUUCAAUUGGACUGUAUGAAGCAAGAGCUUAGCUUAGUUUGGUUUGUUGGAGUAAGGAAAUGGUAACUGAAUCAUAUGUUGGUAAAUGGUGGUCCCUUUUCUUUCCCAUUUUGAAUUA
Molecule: messenger RNA, 3250 nt
Organism: Phragmites australis (common reed)
Lineage: Eukaryota; Viridiplantae; Streptophyta; Magnoliopsida; Poales; Poaceae
Product: dynamin-2A-like
Exons: 22
Coding region: 193-2673 (826 amino acids)
Cellular component (GO): membrane; microtubule; cytoplasm
Molecular function (GO): GTP binding; microtubule binding; GTPase activity
Source: RefSeq, a predicted model, not a curated record